CCUCCACAUCUAUCCCAAACAAAAUUCCCUCCCUUCCCUCGUUUUCUACUCCCCUCCUAUCCCCCCUCCACCCCCGUCCGCACACAGACACACACAUUUACCAUUAUAAAAUCUCAAACCCUCAUUUUCCCUCUCUCUCUUGUAAUCUAAAACCCUAAAAUUUGCAGCCAACUUUAUUAGUUUGAAUGCAUUAAUUUAAUUAACUAUUUUUGUUAAGAGUAAUGGCUGGGCCAGGAGUUUCGACCGGCGACUCGGGGGCAAAAGGACAGACCGUCCAGACACCAUCGACGUCGAUCCGGCGGCAUCUACCGUUCUCGUCGAUGAAGCCGCCGUUCUUUCCCCCUAAUGACUACCACCGCUUCUCGACGCCGGGCGGCAUCCCCGCCUCUGAUCACCCACCGGAAGUUGUUGUGGUUAAGUCUCCUCUGCCGAAGCGGAAGAAUGGGCAUGCAAACAAUGAGGUUGAGCCUAGUGAAUGGACGACAAGUCCUGGAUGCAACAAUAUGGCUAAUAGUCCCUUCAGCACACCUGUUUCUGGAAAAGGAGGAGGGGCAAGUGGUCGGUCUAAGUUUACAAAAAACAAUAGAUCUGCGCCUGCAACUCCUGUCACCAAUGUUGAUGCUCCAUCUCCUCUCACUCCUGCUGGAAGCUGUCGCUACGAUAGCUCCUUGAGUACUUAUGUUACUUUGCAUUUUGGAUUAGAUUUUCAGGCUUUAGAUGUCAAAGCUAUUGGUGAUGUGCUGAUAUUUAUAUGGACUGUCUCAGGUCUUUUGACAAAGAAAUUCAUUAACUUGAUAAAGCGUGCAGAAGAUGGUGAACUUGAUUUAAACAAAGCUGCUGACACUUUGCAGGUUCAGAAGAGAAGGAUAUAUGACAUAACAAAUGUCCUUGAAGGAAUUGGUCUUAUUGAAAAGAAGCUUAAGAACAGAAUCCGCUGGAAGGGACUCGAUCCUUCAAAACCUGAAGAAAUGCAGAAUGAUGCCACUCUUUUGCUGGCUGAAUUUGAGAACCUUUCCAUGGAAGAAAAAGGAUUGGAUGAGCGAAUAAGGGAGAUGCAAGAAAAGCUGAGGGACUUGAGUGAAGAUGAAAACAAUCAAAAAUGGCUUUUUGUAACUGAAGAUGAUAUCAAAGGCUUACCCUGUUUCCAGAAUGAAACCCUGAUAGCAAUUAAAGCUCCACAUGGAACUACCCUUGAAGUUCCAGAUCCUGAUGAGGCUGUUGACUAUCCGCAGAGGAGAUAUAGAAUAAUACUCAGAAGUACAAUGGGUCCUAUUGAUGUUUACCUCGUCAGUCAGUUUGAAGAGAAGUUUGAAGAGCUGAGUGGUGUUGAACAACAAACAAGCUUCCCCCUUACACCUAGCUCAGGCUCAAAUGGAAAUCUAGCAAUAGAAAGAGCCUCUGUGACGAACAGUUCAACGGGCAUUGAAGUUCAGACACAAGAGAGUCAGACUAUGAGCUCCAAUUAUAGUGCCUCACAAGAGUUUUCUGGUGGAAUGACGAAGAUUAUUCCUUCAAACAUUGAUAAUGAUGCAGACUAUUGGCUUUUAUCAGAUGCAGAAGUUAGCAUCACAGACAUGUGGAAGACAGAUUCUGGUUUGGAAUGGAGUGGAGUAAAUAUGCUUCAUGAGGAGUUUGAAAUGGCCACCAUUGGCAUGCCAAGGCCAGAGACUCCACCGUCCCACAUUUCUAAUGUACCUUCUCCUGUUGUUAACGUGCCACCUAGGUGAUUUCCUUGUUUUGAUUAAUGAGAAAAGCAGACUCGUGUUAUUUCAGAUGUUAAAAAGUCAUUGUCAUUGGUUCUUGCUUGAUCCACCGGGACUCUUAACAGUCUCUGAAGACUCGGAUUUACUGUGCAACGAACUGCAGAAAGAGGGACAUGCAAGGAACCGCUUAAGAGGCCGAGAUAUUGGGAGCUGUCUCCAUUGAAUCAGUGGUAAAUAAAUGUUUUAAGUUCUUGUAAUUCUGGUGCAAUGUCGUGGAUAUCUGAAAUGAAGGGAGAACACUGCAGGCAAAUUGCUAGAGCAACACUUGUAAACAGGUCUGAUUUACUUGUAUUACUUUGACUUAUUUGCAACCUUUUCUGCAAAUCUGAUAAUUAGAAAAUAAAAACAUGGGUUGAAGUUAGCAUGGCAAUGUGGUUUGGUAACUUUGACAUUAAGUUAGUUUAUUUGAGUUGUUA
Messenger RNA from Olea europaea var. sylvestris, 2179 nucleotides. Its product is annotated as transcription factor E2FA-like. Gene Ontology annotation, cellular component: RNA polymerase II transcription regulator complex. The transcript is spliced from 13 exons. NCBI's taxonomy places the organism in Eukaryota, Viridiplantae, Streptophyta, Magnoliopsida, Lamiales, Oleaceae. The record is from RefSeq and is a predicted model, not a curated record. Gene Ontology annotation, biological process: regulation of transcription by RNA polymerase II. Bases 222 to 1727 code for a protein of 501 amino acids. Gene Ontology annotation, molecular function: protein dimerization activity; DNA-binding transcription factor activity, RNA polymerase II-specific; RNA polymerase II cis-regulatory region sequence-specific DNA binding.